Durusdinium trenchii is the source of this 534-nucleotide messenger RNA. The record is from the annotation of a GenBank genome assembly. Lineage: Eukaryota; Dinophyceae; Suessiales; Symbiodiniaceae.
AUGGAGUUAUCGAUCAGACAGAUCAUCCGUGAACAGGAGCAGGAAGCAUUGAAGGGGGGUUGGCACACAGAACUCUCUCUGAAGGCAAAGGGAUGGACAACGUCGAUGAUUGCAAACGCCAAAGCUUGGGCUGAAGCUCGUGGCCUAAGCAGGAAGAACGAGGUCCAUGGAGAGGAUGAGUGGCGGGUGCCUACUGAGGAAACGUUUGAUUUCUCUACAACUCGGUCCAAGGAAGGAGAGGGUUCUGGGUCUACGAUGGUGGACGAUCCAAAGGGAACUCUUCUAGACUUUAGCAAGUUCUCUGCGCAAGCUGCCAUGACGCGCGGUAGUGCAGGGAGUGGUGCCUGCAACCAGAUUGCAGCCCAGAGCGCGGCGGCGGCAAAGCUGCAAAACCUUCCGAUGGUCCAGCAAACCCAGGAUCCGUUUGGCUACAUCACGAGCUUCGUCGACCAAAUGGGGAAAAAGAUGGAUCGUAUCGAUGAGCAAAAGGACACAUUAUCUUUUUUGCACGCUGAACCUAUUUGGUCAUGCUGA